UUCACAUAUCAUCAUCGGUAGUGAAGAUUUUUGAUCCAUAGCGCCAGGAAACCAUGGCUUCCACAGGCUCCCCUCUGCUCCAGACGCUCGUGGUCCCUGAUGUGCGCAAUGCGCAUCCUAUGUCCUGCAAGGCGCACGUUUCUACUCCGGUCCUCAGCCGGAGGCGGUGUCUGGUCCUGCUAACGACGGCUCUGACGGCGAGAGAAUUGCCGUCGAGGGCUCAGGACAUUCCCCUGUUCGGGCUGAGAAAGAAGCUGGAGAAGGUGGAGGAGGAAGCGGAGGAAAUUCUCAAGGAAGGGAUCGAGGUGGCGGAGAAAGGAAUCGUAACGGCGGAGAAGGGAAUAGAGAAGGCGGAGAAGGGAAUAGAGACGGCGGAGAAGGAGAUAGAAACGGCGGUGAGUUAUAAUGGAUUGACUCAGGCAGGGGCGGUGGCGGGAGCGGAGGUAGUAGGGGUUUUAGUGGCAACUUCAGUUGUGAAUGCAAUCUUGGGGCCUGAAGCUCAGAAAUCAUAAGCUUCUGUGGUUGCGUUUGUGUAAUCCAAACCUUCAAAAAUGUAAUGGCAUCGUCUGUGAAUUUAUGGAAUUUGCGUUACAUUGAUGGCAAUUUUUGAUAUGUAAAUCACCAAUUCAUGGUCCUUGUUCA
Molecule: messenger RNA, 642 nt
Organism: Vitis riparia (riverbank grape)
Lineage: Eukaryota; Viridiplantae; Streptophyta; Magnoliopsida; Vitales; Vitaceae
Exons: 1
Coding region: 54-512 (152 amino acids)
Cellular component (GO): chloroplast thylakoid
Source: RefSeq, a predicted model, not a curated record